UGAAAUAAUUUAUUCGUUUUUGUUUCGACUUUCAAAGAAAGUUUUAGUCUCUAGACUAAUUUCAACUUUUUAACUAGCAAUUUUUGGUGGAUGCAUUUACGGAGUCUGAGAUAUUGAUGCCCAAUGCUAAGCGGCCGUGACCGAGUGUGAUAAGGCGCGCGUCUCUCAGGACGAGGAUCACGGAAAUGUUAUUUGCACUCACAGUCAGAGGUGUCCCAGUGUCAUCCGCCUCAAGGUAGUAACGGCUAUGGCGAAAUGAAUGACAUACCACCUCCCCAUUGAGGGUCCUGCAUUGAGUAGGCUUGGGUUUAAAUGCACAAAGUGUAGAAGAUAUUUCACCUGUGAGCGUUUUCACAAAACUAUAAUAGUUUUUAUAUGGGACUACCUCGACUACUAUAGUUCAAAUUAGGAUAAUUAACGUGGAAGAAGUUUAAAUUAUUCGACAUUGAAAUGUGCUUAGCAAUUUGUUCUUAUUAAUACGUUGCCAGCCGUAUAUUCACAUUUUUACUCUAGGUAGUGUGUUGCGGUAUAAGGAACUUUUGAUGGCUUUAGAGGGCAUUCAGAACAUUUAGAGCUUUGAUCUGAUACGAUCCGUCUUGUUAUGUAUAGAAGGAUGACUCAGAACAAUUUCUCUUGAGGGAUGGAAAAUGUACUGUCAAUUUGUACUGUCAAUUUUUCAAGAUCUUAAUUGAUGGCUGUUACCCUUGGCUACUGGAACAUCCGUGGUCUUGCCGAACAAAUCCGACUCGUUCUGGAGUAUCUGGAGAUACCUUAUGAGCAGAAGAUAUACACUCCCGAAGGAUACCAAGAGUGGUUUGCGAAGGACAAACUUGAACUGGGAAUCGAUUUUCCUAAUUUGCCAUAUCUGGUUGACGGAGACUUCAAAACAUCACAAUCAUGUGCAAUUUUGAAAUACAUUGGCCGGAAACACGGAUUAUUUGGCGGAGGUUCAAACGAGGAAAUAACCAAACAAGAGGCAAUGUUGGAUACUGUUCAUGAUAUGCGAAAUAGGUUCUCGACGCUUUGUUACGGCGAUGAUUUCGAAGCGAAAACCGCCGAAUAUUCGGAAUACUGUGUGAAAAUGCUGAAACAGUUCGAAAUGUGGUUUGCAAGCAAGAAAUAUUUGCUAGGUGACAAACUGUUUGUUGGAGAUUUCUACAUGUACGAGGUGUUAGAUAUCAACGAAGUCUUUGAUUCGAAAGUGCUGGAGCCGUUUUCGAAUGUAGCGAGGUUCAAAAAAGACAUAGCUUCUCUACCGCAGAUCGAAAAGUAUCUGAAAAGCGACAAAUUUAAGAAGUUUCCUAUUAAUGGGCCAUCGGCUAAAUGGGGUGGAGGCAAAGAACAGUGAAUGCGCAACUAAACUACUAAUUGUUUGUAAUUUGCAUUAAAAAUUACUUGAAUUACUCCGAUGCAUAUGGAAAUUCAAUUUUUUCCAUUGACUGAAACCUGUUUGCCAGAAUGAUGCAUAUCUUGACUUAGCAAUAUUAUGUAAAUUUAAGAGUUAAUAACCUAGAUAUUCAUUUAAAUAAUGUGUGUGAAUAACCUAGAUAUUCAAUUAAAUAAUGUGUGUGGCGA
Messenger RNA from Symsagittifera roscoffensis, 1575 nucleotides. Its product is annotated as glutathione S-transferase Mu 2-like. Gene Ontology annotation, molecular function: glutathione transferase activity. Gene Ontology annotation, biological process: glutathione metabolic process. The record is from RefSeq and is a predicted model, not a curated record. NCBI's taxonomy places the organism in Eukaryota, Metazoa, Xenacoelomorpha, Acoela, Convolutidae. The coding region runs from base 692 to 1348 and encodes 218 amino acids. The transcript has a single exon.